Molecule: messenger RNA, 312 nt
Organism: Symbiodinium sp. CCMP2456
Lineage: Eukaryota; Dinophyceae; Suessiales; Symbiodiniaceae
Source: the annotation of a GenBank genome assembly
GUCUGGUCUACUGUUUUUGCGAUGCCUGAACCGUCUGGAGCUUCCCGUCCGAGCAUCGGUCGCUGUGAGAAGUCCGGUGCUGCGCUUCAGGACGGCAACCAGGUUUGGGACGAAUUCGUGGCUCGACGUGGGCGCCAGGCCGCCUCUUUGCAAGAUUUCGAGCUGGGACGUACCAUUGGCAAGGGCCGCUAUGCGCGGGUGCGACAGGCUUCCCUGAAGGAGCACAAGGAACUGCCUAUUUGCCUCAAGGUCUUGAAGAAGACAGAAGUGGUCAAGCUGGAGCAGGCUGAGCAUGUCAUCAACGAGAAGAAC